GGACAACGGGGCAGUUGAGGUUCGCAUCCUAUUGCUAUAUUAAGGGUGUAGAAUGAGGUUUUGAAAUUUCCCUGUCCUCUCUAUUUCAUUCUGGCUCCAGCCUUCUCAACCUAUAGCAUGACGGGUGUCGACUAUGCAGUUGCCGUCCCCACCUUUACUGGAAGUGUCAUGUCAACGAUCGCAUCUUCGCUGGUCCUUCUAUCUUAUGCCACUUCCUCUAGGAAACGGCACUUUCGUCAUUGGCUUAUUUUGAACUUGACCAUCGCCGGUGGGAAUUUCCUUAUAUUUUCGGCGCCAACAAAGCUAACUAGCAGGCCACUCGCAUUCUUGACCAGACUUUAUCAAUGCACUGAAUAACUCCAUUUC
Molecule: messenger RNA, 366 nt
Organism: Aspergillus pseudotamarii
Lineage: Eukaryota; Fungi; Ascomycota; Eurotiomycetes; Eurotiales; Aspergillaceae
Exons: 1
Coding region: 118-357 (79 amino acids)
Source: RefSeq, a predicted model, not a curated record